CUAAUCAAUUGUAGGUACUUCAAAAAUUGCCCGUGGGAUCAUGGACGCAUAGGUACAUGAUCAGAAUCAUCAGAUCGCAUAGCAUAGCACCACCGCAGAUCUCAGAUCUGAACGCCGUUUCGACCUGGAAGGACAAGAAUGGGCGAGGCCCGGCGAGGGAGCACUCCUACAAGGUCGAUCACUGUGUUCUUGAUUUCCUGAACUGCUAUACUGGUCGAAGGGAGCUUGAUGCUUUGAGCUGGAAGAAGCAUGGUUGAACGGAAGCUGCCAUAAGGUUCAGCUGAGCAGUGAACGUCGACAAUUGCACCCACGAUGUCGCUCGGCUGUGCACAAGUCCUUGGGAGCACCUACCAGCUGUGGUGUCACUAUCCAGACCAUCUACUUGGCCACCGAUCGCAUCGGAGGAGUCAACAAGGGACGCUAUGUGGACAGAAGACACAUGGAGAUCUCAUUGCUGGAAAGAUCAGGAAGCGCGCAAGCGCACCACCAUGGGGAAUUGGUGGUGAGAUGCACAAUCGGUUGCGGGCUGCCAGCACGAUACCAUCUGCUUCCUUGUUACAGGAGGUGUGCCGACCACAGCAGAAUCUGCCGUCGACCCGUGUGCCGGAGCUGCCUGUGGUGGCCCCUGCGGUGUCUGCCCCUGGCACUGUGCACAUCGCUGCGGCCCCUUAUUUGUCCGUGUCGGUAGCGCCCCCCCUGUACAUGGUGCACAUCCUGUACGAGGGCCAGAACCGCAGCCUCCAGGGUGCGCAGCGUGUCUGGUCGCACGUUGGCCACAGCGGCUGGAAGGACACCCUGGAUGUGGAGCUCCAGAGUGCAGGGCCUCAGGCGUGGCGUGGGGUGUACUUGGUGACGCUGGCUGCGCUGUCCAGCUUGGCGCACCUGGAGGUGCAGCUGGCGUUCAAGGGCGUGGUGGCAGACGAGGAGCGCUGGGACAACAACGGCGGCGCCAACUGGAGCCUGGCCAUCGAGCUGGCGCCAGGGGAGGGCCUCCUCGCAGUGCGUCCUGAGCCACCCCCACGCGACCUCGUCUCCAGCCUGCUCCUCCGUAUCGAAGCUUUGGCUGCGCAGAGCUUGUUGACGCCGGAGCAGGGGUCUCUCCUGCGGACGCUUGCGUGGCAGCGUGACUUUGAGCUCUUGAAAGCAUACAAAAAGGUGCGGUUGCAGGCGGACUCGGAGGUGGUUGGGGAGCUGCAGUCGCGCUGCGGCUUCCUGCGGCGCCCCGGGCUGCACGUGGUGCACAUCGCGUCCGAGAUGGCGCCGCUGGCCAAGGUGGGCGGCCUGGCCGACGUGGUGGUCAGCCUGGCCAAGGCGCACCAGGCGGCGGGCACGCUCGCGGAGAUCAUCCUGCCCAAGUACGACUGCAUCCGCUACGCCGACGUGGCGGAGCUGCGGCAGCUGGUGCAGCUGGAGGUGCCGUGGGGCGGCAGCACCAUCAAGACGGUCGUGUGGGCCGGCAUCGCGGAGGGCCUCCCCGUCUACUUCGUCGAGCCCUACUCGCGCGAGCGCUUCUUCUGGCGCGGCCGCUUCUACGGCGAGGUGGACGACGCGGAGCGGUUUCUGUUCUUUGCGCGCGCAGCGCUCGAGUUCCUGGUGUGGGAAGAGGAGACGCAGGGCAAGCAGCCGGACGCGCUGCACAUCCACGACUGGCAGUCCGCCGCAGUUGCGCCGCUGCUCAAGGAACAGUACAGAGCGCGCGGCCUCACGCGACCCGGAGUCGUGCUCACGAUUCACAACAUCGCGUUCCAGGGGUGGCUCACCCCCAACUACCUGGACCUGAUGGGCCUGCCCCGCGCGGGCGCCUACACCCCGGAGCGCCUGCUGGACGACACGCGGCCGGGCUUCGCGGCCGCGCAGCCGGACAUCAACCUGCUCAAGGGCGGCAUCGUGUACGCGGACGCGGUGACCACCGUGUCCCCGACGUAUGCGCGCGAGGUAUUCGCGCCCGAGUUUGGGAUGGGCCUGCAGGGCGUGCUGGGGCGGCACGCGGGCAAGUUCCGCGGCAUCCUGAACGGCAUCGACCCCGACAUGUGGGACCCCGCCACCGACGCCGCCCUCCCCGCGCACUACACCGCCGCCGACACCGCGGGCAAGGCCGUCUGCAAGGCCGCGCUGCUCGCCGAGCUGGGCCUGCCCGCAAAGCCUAACACGCCGCUCAUUGCAGUGGUGUCCCGGCUGACGGAGCAGAAGGGGCUGCCGCUCAUCCUGCACGGCCUGCGCGUCGCGCAGCAGGCGGGCGCGCAGUUCUGCGUGCUGGGCAGCGCACCCGAGUCCGCGGUGCAGCAGGGCUUCGAGCGGUGGGCCGCCGAGCUGGCGGGCGGCACCGCGGGGCGGCUCGUGCUGCGCUACGACGAGGCGCUCGCGCACCGCAUCUACGCGGGCGCGGACGCCAUCCUGAUCCCCUCCUUCUUCGAACCGUGCGGCCUCACGCAGCUCAUCGCGCUCAGGUACGGCACCAUCCCCGUAUGCCGCCAGACGGGUGGCUUGGCGGACACCGUGCGCGACGUGGCGCACUCCGGCGCCCCCGAGCACGAGCGCAACGGGUUCACGUUCGCGGGCAAGUCCGAGGCCGACGUGGAGACGGUGCUGCGGCGCGCCAUCGACGCGUACCGCGACGCGGGGGAGUGGUGGCACGGCCAGCUGGUGCCGCGCGCGAUGCGGCAGGACUGGUCCUGGAGCCGCUCCGCGCAGGACUACCUCCAGCUGUACCGCCAUCUCAAGCAGGGCUGAGCGGAACAGUAGAGGACAACGGAACAAGGGCACGCGCAGAAGUAGGAUAUGUAGGACUCAAAAAGGUCGGAACAUAAAUAACGGCGCCUUGUAGAGGGGGUUGCAUCUGCUUUAUGCAUCAUUACUGCUCGCAUACAUAGCUUAUAAUUGACAAUAGUGGUUACGUUGUGAUUGUUAUUUUACCGUAGUUGAUUGCAGCAUCAAGGACGGAGACCAGUCACGGGGUCCAGAUGACUUACCUUCACUAAACUAGACAAAGCUACAAUAAAGUUGGUGGGAACAAGUCGAUGUUGAUCAAGCCAAAUAACGUGCCCCCAAUCUAUUAGAGUUGUACGGUUUUCCGAUCAAAUGAACACGAGCCUUUUCUAAGUUAGAUUAGCGUCUUCGAAGCCUGACUCACUCUGAAUCGAAUGAUGAUUUGCCGUCCGAC
Molecule: messenger RNA, 3160 nt
Organism: Klebsormidium nitens
Lineage: Eukaryota; Viridiplantae; Streptophyta; Klebsormidiophyceae; Klebsormidiales; Klebsormidiaceae
Source: the annotation of a GenBank genome assembly